AUGGAAGCCGCUCAAAAGAAGCUGACGGACGAGGUUGCGCGGAAGAUCGACAACAUGUCGACCGCGGUCUCCGCGACAGCAGAGCGGGCAAUCACCACCAGCGGGGUCACGAACGCGCUGCACACCCUCAUCGCGCUCGUUGGAGGAGCCCCCCUGCCGCGCACGAAUAAUGAAGGAAUGGCCGCGACGGAGAUUGCCGAGACCGGGGAUGCAGAGCAUGGAAAACGGGCAACGAGUGCGAAGGCGGAGAAUCAAUGGGGGGCGAAGAGGCAGAGAGGUCCCCAGGCAGUGGCCGCGGUGCGCAAUCCGAGCGUGCAGGACAUGCUGAAGCAGAAGUGGGGCGCUGCAUCACGAGGUGCAGCACCGCCUGGUCAACCGGGUUCUAGCUCGCGCUCCAUCCCACCUGGAGGAGCUGCACCCAAACCACCGGGCCCUGCCGGGGCAACCGCGACAGUGACAAGUACUUCCGCAGCGGCUGCUGCGGCAGAGGGCAGGCAGACCACGCUCACACCCGCUCGUGCUGCAAUCACCGCGGGAAAUCUGCACAGCGCACUGGCAUCUGCAAGUCCUAUCGCGGCCUCGAUUGAGGUCAAGGCGGAGAAACGCGGACGGGGUGGCAAGAAGUUGCCCCCUCCACCCGUGUACACAAUCGACAAGGACGAUGCGGAUGAGGAGCUGGAGGGUCUCGUGAGCAGGUGGGUCGAGGCGGGCGACGGAGGAGAGCAGGGUGGGGAGGCCGCGGUCGAUGUUUAUAGCGGCGGGGAGAGUGCAGACGAGCAAGAUGGAGACCCCGUGAUCGUGGAAGGUGGCACAACGGGAGGACAUGGUGACACCGGCCCCAAGCACAAGGGCUGCGGCAUCCGCGCUCCACCCAGGGGCGGGCCCGGAUUGGUUUCUGAACCCCAUCUGGGGGGGAAGAAGCGAUGGCUCGGACACGGCGACCGCGAAGACCUGCAGUACAAGACCGCGAUCGCGAUGUGGCAACGCAUGUUCGAUUCCUAUCGCGAGCUAACCAAGCCCAGAAUGCACACCACCAACGUGAUUGCAUGGGCCACGGUGGUAGGCAAGGAGGUUGCGGCAGAAGAAGCGGAUCUCGGCGACGUGGAGCCGACGGACUACGCGGGAGCGAUCGCAUGCGCCAUUGUAAUGGUGUGGGAGGUCACUCGCGGUUCUAACGUCACUGCCGCAGCAGAUAAUGGAAACCUGGCCGCGCGUGCUGCUGGUUGCUAUGGAGAGCGAAGCCGUCUCUUCCCCGUAGUAUCCGCGUAUGUCAUCAAUGCGGUGCGGAAGCGCAAUCGCCGCGAGGAAGAUGAGCCAUAG
Closterium sp. NIES-65 is the source of this 1320-nucleotide messenger RNA. Lineage: Eukaryota; Viridiplantae; Streptophyta; Zygnematophyceae; Desmidiales; Closteriaceae. The record is from the annotation of a GenBank genome assembly.